UUUUGGCUCAAGCUGGUCAGGCCUUGUUCGCGACCAUCGUGAGCGAUCGUGCGCGCAGAGAGCCGUCACCCCCGACACCUCCCGCCAUGGCGAAGGCCAGAUUCCUGCUGUUGGUCGCCGCCUCCCUCCUGGGUGUGGGCGCCUCGGCGCCGCAGGGGCGCCUCGCUUGGGGGGGGAAGGCCCACCGGCGGCUGUCGGGUGACGACGGGCCCCCCGUCACGGACGAAUGCUUGGGCGUGUGCCCAGGACUCUCAGAUAUGGUGGCUGCGUAUAACGCGUUUGCAGAGCCUGAGAGUGAAUACCAGGCGCAGGAGAUGAUCAUGGACCUCUACUGUGACCACGAGAGUGCAGUUCAGUGCUUCGUAGACGAGCUGUCCACGUGCAGCAACUCCUCGGGAGCAGAAGGCUUCAUCAUGAUGGCCUCCAAGCUGAAGUGCAUCUGUGACACGUGCCCUGGCGGCAAGACUGCGUGGGCCAAGCUUAUGUACAGCAUGGAGUCCAGUGACGAGGACAGCGGAUCUGGGAUGGUGGGCACGACCACUUUGGCAGAUGGCACUGGCACAACCGGGGCCGACGAUGGCAAUUUCGACAAAGAGUCACUGUGCCCCUUUUACACUUUCGUCCUCUGCGCCGACGAGUAUGCGACGGAUUGCGGCGCCAUUCUCGAGGAGAUGAACGUCAGUUUCUCAGGGGACGCGGUCGCCAUGCUCGAAUCGGAGUGCACGGGCGAUUACGCCCCUGGAGCGGACGACGACGACGACGACGACGACAACACGGGGGACGUUGUCGGAAGUUGUGGCCCGUUCGGCCUGGGAUGGAUCGCCGCGUCGCUGGCCCCAGUGAUGGCGGCGCUUGAGUGCGUGGCGGCCUGAGCCUGAUGCUACCUCCCCAGACCCCCUCGCGUCGUGAAAAUAUCACGGACGGAGUGUUCUUCUCUAGUUGCUGGUUUCGUGCCGCGCUCGGCCCGACCCGGGGCGGCGUGGGAGCAGGAAGACUUCCUCCUGCGCCGCCGACCGUGGUCCAGGCGCUGUCCCUUUCCAAGCAUGCGGCCGCUCGCCCUGAGGAGGGGUUCGGUCGGGCAGGCGCCACUUUGGCUGCGUUUCGGGUCGGUUGCGAGGGCGCUGGCCCGGCACGGGAUACCGCGGGACAGAAGGUAUUCGCUGCGCGAAGCUCCCCGUAUGUGCAUCUAUUGGCAUUGACCUGUCCGCCGUGAGUGUCUAGUCGCAAGAGCUUUCGGAUGUAAGCGGGCUUGAGUAUUGGCGGUCCGGGAGUGAAU
Messenger RNA from Prorocentrum cordatum, 1276 nucleotides. The record is from the annotation of a GenBank genome assembly. NCBI's taxonomy places the organism in Eukaryota, Dinophyceae, Prorocentrales, Prorocentraceae.